UCUUGAUAUAUAUACAGUAUAUAUAUAUACUGUAUAUAUGUAUAUAUAUUCAGUGUUUUGAUUUUGAAAUAUUUAACUGCAUGUGGACUUAGAUUGAAUGACCGAUAGAUCACAGGUACUGCAGCAUGUUUUGUGAGUCACCAGACAAAGCAAACUUUUCCCUGAACUGCACAUUCACUGAUACCUACGGAGGUGCAAGGACCGUUUCCCGCAAGAGCAGGUUGCUAUGGCUUCUGGCGCUGCCCUUGCCUAGCCUGUACUGUUUCAGGAAGAUUUGGAGAGAACUACUGUUUGCCUUUAUGUGACAUUCUGACUCCUUCUGUAUGUGUAGCCUGUGGGGUUCCUAUGGGUGCCCCCCGCUGCGGCAUUGUCUAUGAGGGCUUCCAUUCGUAACAAAUGUGGAAUAGCGGGUUCCCUCUUCAGAGACAUAUUCGCUUCCUGUUUCUGUGUCUGGUGCUCCUGGUGUCAGAUGCACUGCAAGCUAAAGGAGCACAUUCCUGUUGUUGUUGUGAUGCAGCAGCCCAUGACACCGCAUGGUCCAACUGUGGUCAACGUGCAUGCUAAUCCUGUCAUGAUGGUCAAUCCAAAUUCUGCUCCACCACCUCGUGGUUUUCAAAAUCCUGCUCAAGGCCCUGUUGGGUUUCCAAACGCUCCUCAAAGCCCUGCUUGGUUUCAAAGCCCGCCUCGAUAUACUGAAGGGUUUCAAAAGCCUCUUCCUGCUGGUUUUAAUUCCUAGCAAAAUUUAAGUUCCUCAGAUCAGCCAUAAUGAUAUUGGUGUAUAUUGAGAUUAUUUACUUUAUCCAAAAAUGUCAGUUCACUCUCAAUACCUCAAUGAAAAUCAAGAGUUUUGACUUUUACUUUGAGUUCAUAUCAAUAUUAACAUUAUUAUAAACAUUGUACGACUAUCUCAUCAAUUUGAAAUUAAAAAAAAGCAUAACUCAAUAACAAAAAUAAUGUAUGUGACUGGACCUUAUUGUUUGUUUCUAAUUGACUCUGUAAUGCAGCCUUAUACACCCCACAAAAAAUGACCAGAUCAAUUGACUUUUUUCUUAAUCUAGGCUAAACACAUCGUCUUUAAUUACAAUAAACAAAAUCAAUAACAAAUACAUUUAUUUGUUUCUAGCCACCCAUCCAUUAUCUUCCUCCACUUGGGCCAGCUUUUCCGGGGGAAACCUGGAAGAGUGAGCAUGGUAUAGCAGCCAGCUCAGAAACAUAGUCCAUGCAGUAUGAUUGGGUUUCGUUUGGGUCUCCAACCAGUGGGACAUGCCCGGACUGGAACACCUCACAUUGAAGUGUUCAGCCCUACCACAUGACUGAGCAUCAGACACCCUGCAGAGUAAGCCAAUUUCAGCCUCUUGUGUGCACCUUGUUCUCUUGGUCACUGCCCAAAACUCAUGACUAGAUGGAAAGUAGGAAAGUAGAUUGACCUGUAAAUCAAAAGUUCUCCUUUUGGUUCAGCUCCCUCUCAACAGAUCACAAAGACACACAUAGCUGAAUCUAUCCUCUCUUUCACCAUGUUGAACCCUAUUGUACAGUCACCAAGAUCAACAAGUAUGCCCACUCCUGUACGGUGCCUUUGAGCAGGGUGAAAGAGUGCUCUAUUUCGCAGCAACAGAAUUAGUUUAAUCACUUUAAUCUUUAAUGGCAUGGACUGAAUUUAUGUAGUGUUUUACUAGUAAAAUUUGCCCAAUCUCACACCCAUAUUUUAUACACCAAUGCACAGAUCAGUAGGCACAUGUAAAUGUGACAAUGGAAAUCUAAUCAAACCCACCACUUUCAGAUUGCAAGACAACUACUCCACCCACUGAGCCACAGUAAACUGCUUUCAGUCAUAUGUCAACUAGAACGAUAGCAAAGGAGUCUGUUUAAUUUGUGUUCUGAGGUUUUAAAGCGAAAGUUAAGAUUACAAAUCCUGCAAGUCAAAAGGCAAAUGAACUGCAGCAACUGGAUUGAGUAUGCAAAUGUUGCCCGAUCCCUCAAGCAUAUGGAGGACAGAUUAGCAUAUGUCCUCCAUGUGCUUGAGGGACUGUGCAACAUUAGAGUUUGGUAUGGUCAGGGAAUACCACACCUACACAACCAGUAUUCUGUCAACUCGCCACCAAGUGAUAGCAAGACUUUGGAUAACGAAGAUUUGGACCACAGUCUGUCGGUUUUUCAGUGAGGAUUUAAAAUCUAGGUUCUAUCAUCUGAUGGCAGACCAACCCCUGACUGACUGGGAUAGUGGUCUCUGUGACUGCGGCGAGGAUGCACAAGCUUGUUGCUAUGGUUUCUGGUGCGGGCCAUGCCUUGCCUGCACUGUUUCAGGCAGAUUUGGAGAGAACCGUUGUCUCCCCUUAUGUGAUAUGUGUGUUGAUAAAAUGAUCUCUCCAGCAGCCCUGUCUCUGAGAGUCGCCAUGAGACACAAAUAUGGUAUCAAGGGUUCCCUUUGCGAGGACAUUGCUGUGUCCUGCUGCUGCCCAACGUGUGUCUGGUGUCAGAUGUAUCGCGAAUUAAAAUAUCGCAAAAAGUCCCCCGUUGUCAUCAACAUGCAGGUGCAACCUUAUGUCAACAUGCAGCCUCAUCCAAUGAUGGCAGUUCCUGCUCAGCCUGUUUUCGACAGAUAAGCAGAAAUUAUCCAGGCUUCCUUUCGAUUUUCAUCAUCAUCACAAUAUUUAACAUUAUCACCAACUUUGCGAGAUAUUUUAAGUUUAUGUAUCCUAGUUUGGACUAAAUAAAUAAGUUCAGCAAGAUCUAGAGAAAUUCAUCCAGGCGUUUAUCUUUGGUCGCAUUGAUUACUGCAACAGUGUCUUGACAGAUCUGCCUAAAAAAAUCAUUCUGACAGCUGCAGCUGAUCGAGAACACUGCUCCUCGUGUUCCCAUUAAAACCAUUAAGAUAGAGCAAAUCACCCAGUCCCUAAAGUCCUUAAACUGGCUCCCUGUAGCUCAGAGAAUAGACUUUAAAAUACUACCAGACCUCUCAGGUCUUCUGUUCAUGGUCUGCUCUGCAUCCCCAGAACUUGAACCAAACAGAAAGAAGCAGCAUUCGGCUUCUAUGCACCACAAAUCUGGAAUAAACUUCCAGAAAAGUACAAAACAGCUGAAACAAUGAGUUCCUGUAAAUCUAGACUAAAAACCCAUUUGUUUAGAAUUGCUUUUGAAACAUCAUAAUAUCAAACAUUUAUCAACAUUCCUAUGUGUAAUGAUGACACUUGACAAAAUGUAGCUCUUCAAUUGUUGACUGUAUGUUCUUUGACUUUUAAUUUUUGUGUUUUUAUGAUGUAAAGUACUUUCAACUACUUUGUUUCUAAAACAUUCCAUGCAAAUAAACUUGAUUGACUUGA
This is a messenger RNA of Xiphophorus couchianus (Monterrey platyfish), 3320 nucleotides long. Its product is annotated as cornifelin homolog. Lineage: Eukaryota; Metazoa; Chordata; Actinopteri; Cyprinodontiformes; Poeciliidae. The record is from RefSeq and is a predicted model, not a curated record. The transcript is spliced from 6 exons. The coding region runs from base 2004 to 2603 and encodes 199 amino acids.